Molecule: messenger RNA, 2839 nt
Organism: Scatophagus argus
Lineage: Eukaryota; Metazoa; Chordata; Actinopteri; Scatophagidae
Gene: kcnk9
Product: potassium channel, subfamily K, member 9
Exons: 2
Coding region: 406-1902 (498 amino acids)
Biological process (GO): stabilization of membrane potential; potassium ion transmembrane transport
Cellular component (GO): membrane
Molecular function (GO): potassium ion leak channel activity
Source: RefSeq, a predicted model, not a curated record
UCUGGACUGUGCACACUGUGAAAGUAACAGUUCUUAACUUGAUGUUCCUCUGCGAUGCUCUGUGAGCCUCCCGUCUAAUCGACGACUCAGCACAUUUCUGAUGAGGAUGUCCUCUGUUUGUGAGGAACAGUUCACAGAAAUGGGAUUUUCUUUAUGUGAGGAAGUGCUGUUAAAAAUAGCCUGACGAGGUUACAAUGAGCGGGUUUGUGUUAGCUGAAACUUAGAGACAUGCGGACAGAUGCUCGUUUACUGGACUUUUUAAAUCACGUCACAGACAAAGUGAGAGUGGAGCAUCAAAGAAAAGAAAGAAAGAAGGAUCGUUUAUUUGGCUGGGAGAAUUUAUUCAGAUCAGCAUAGUUCACUCGAGAACAGAGAACAACAGGCGGUCUUGGGAGCAGCUUGUUGAUGGCACUGCGCACCGGGAGGACUUGGUUUGGGCAGGUCUUGCGCAGGGUCUUUCGGCUGCAGGGCUCCUGGUCCAGGCGAUCGAGCAGUCUCUUGUGUCUCUCUGCAAACCAGGAGCAGGAUCUUGGCUUCUGUCAUCGGGAUCACCACAAGGCGGGGGAUUUCCACCGCUGCUCAGACUCCGGCGUCCACCGCGGACACAAUCACCGGAGCGCACCUUUCUGCGCCUCCGCCUCCAGGCGCUGUCCACGCGGCUUUCCACACGCUUGCUGCGCCUUCCCAGGGAAUCCGAGGGGACAUGAGCCCCUCGGUCGCCGGUUCCUGUUGGCCAUGAAGCGGCAAAACGUGCGGACCCUGUCCCUGAUCAUUUGCACGUUUACAUACCUGCUCGUCGGGGCCGCCGUCUUUGACGCCCUGGAGUCCGACUUCGAGAUGCGAGAAAAAGAGCAGCUGGAAGCGGAGGAGAAGCGACUCCAGGGGAAAUAUAACAUCAGCGAGGAUGAUUACCGAAAACUGGAGACCAUCAUCAUGGAGGCAGAGCCCCACAGAGCAGGGGUGCAGUGGAAAUUCGCAGGCUCGUUUUACUUUGCCAUCACCGUUAUAACCACCAUUGGCUAUGGGCAUGCAGCGCCGGGGACCGACGCAGGAAAGGCCUUUUGCAUGUUUUAUGCUGUCCUGGGAAUCCCAUUGACUCUUGUUAUGUUUCAAAGUCUGGGAGAGAGGAUGAACACUUUUGUCAAGUACCUCCUGAAACGUAUCAAGAAGUGUUGCGGCAUGAGCAUCACAGAUGUGUCCAUGGAGAACAUGGUGACCGUAGGAUUCUUCUCCUGCGUGGGCACGCUCUGCAUCGGAGCCGCUGCCUUCUCCCAUUACGAGGACUGGAGUUUCUUCCAGUCAUAUUAUUAUUGCUUCAUCACAUUAACAACUAUAGGCUUUGGGGACUUUGUGGCCCUUCAAAAGAACCGGGCCCUUCAGAAGAAACCACUGUAUGUGGCCUUUAGCUUCAUGUACAUCCUGGUGGGCCUGACGGUCAUUGGGGCCUUCCUCAACCUGGUGGUGCUCCGCUUCCUGACUAUGAACAGCGAGGACGAACGGCGGGAUGCCGAAGAACGAGCCUCGCUAGCUGGCAACCGGAAUAGCAUGAUCAUCCACAUCCAGGACGAAUCACUACCGAGGGGCCGGCGGAGACGGGAGCCAUACCGGGCAGAAGUGACUGAUUUGCAGUCAGUUUGCUCCUGUAUGCACUACCAAUCGCAUGACUUCGGCAGCUCUGGGGGAGGGAUGGGAGGCCUGGGCUGUGCCUUCUCCCAUCAGAACUCAUUCAGCUCUCAGCUGAAUCCCAAUCAGUACUUUCAUUCAGUUUCCUACAGGAUUGAGGAGAUCUCGCCCAGCACCUUGAAAAACAGCUUCUUCCCUUCACCAAUUAGCUCAGUGUCUCCGGGCCUUCACAGCUUCACAGACAAUCACCAGCUCAUGAGGAGAAGGAAAUCCAUUUAAACCACAACACAGACAGGACAAAUAAGUUUCCAUAUUUUAUACACAAGGUCAAACAUUUCCAAUGCUGCUCCUUACCAAAUCUUAUUUCAGCACUCCCCCCCUCCCCCAUUUUUAGUUGUGUGUAAUAUAAAAAGUAUUCUUAGGAACAGAUGAAGAACACUACGCAGAACAGCAAGUGUGGACACAAUGGAAUGCAAAGCAUGAAGCAUGGAUGUCUAUUUUUUCAAGAGAUUCCUCCAUUUACACAAACUACAAGAACUUCCUUGUUUCAGAUUUACAGUACAAAAUUGAUAUAUUAACUUUGGUUACAUACCAAAUGAUGCACACUUGGAGAAAAUGCUAUUUUUCAAAAGGGAGUACGCUUGUUUCACCUUAACUUGAAGAAACUUUUACCGUUAUGUACUAUUCCAUUGCCUCACUGCAGACAGAGAUUUUAAAAUGACUUAAAGCAUCAGGUAUUGUUUUCUAUAAGCAAUCAUAUAUUUCAAUGGUUUCACCACACAUCAAUCCCAGAUAUUGUUGCCAAUGUUAGCAUGUGCAUUAGAUGUCAUUUAAUGAGUGUGCCAUGGUUUUGUGACAUUCUUUGGUCUGUUUAUAGAACAGCUGUACGAAGAUCAUCUGUUUGUCUAGGAUUCAAAGGAUCGUACUGUUGUUAUUGAUCUUUCACCAUCUAGAAUCAGGUCUGGAAGCAAAAGCUUUAAUCUCGCCCACAAUCCACCCCUCCCAUGACACUAGUAAACACAUUAGCCAGAUUUGGAUUGAGUAUUUUUCUCCCAUUGACACUCACAUUGAAGAUCCUCAUUGCACUCCUUUCUAAAUUAACAGUUUUUCUCAAAUAUUCAGUAAUUAUACAGGGAAAGAGGCAGAAGACCAGUUUGCAUUGAUAGACCAGAAUGCAGUGCAUUCAACAAAGGGGUCCUUUAAUGAUUUAUAUUCU